AAUUGUUCGUUCACAGCAGAGCACCGCCUUGUGCGUGCAUAUCUUUUUAUUUGUGGAAUAGCUUAUCCGAUAGGCUUAAGUCAGCAAACAAAGUUAUACUAAAACCAACAGUAGGCUAAUAAAGAAAGAAAGAAAGAAAGAAAAGAAUAUUCAGGGUAAUUUAAAAACUGCCGUGCCAUCCAAGUCCCACCGUUCGGCGCACGUCCCUUGUAUCCGAGACCGGUGCCCUUUCAUUACGCACAACCAGGAGAGCGUUCACAUGGCUUUACACUGGAAGGGGCAACCCUGUCAGAAUGGAGCGGCGCUCAGGAACGGCAGAUUCAGAGGUCAUGCAGCAGCGAAACACGAGCCCCAACAUCACCUUUUCAUCUAACCUCGACGAAUACAGUUCAAGAUCGUCGCUUCACGUCGGAGAAGUAGUUCAAUAAGAAGUUGCCGGAGGGCCCCUGGGGAUUCUUGGGGGCGUAUGGAGUGUUAUAGUUCGCAACUAUGGCAGCUGAACCCUAAGGGGACAUGGAUUUACCAGUGAAGGAUGUAAUAGACGAGUCUGUGAACAAUUCUAUUGUGUCUUUCCAAAACAAGACCACUCACAGCGGACUGAGCGCCACUUCUCCCGGAGUGUCCACUGCGCUGGCCAGCGUGCUGAUCUUCACCAUCGUGGUAGACAUCCUGGGCAACGUGCUGGUCAUACUCUCCGUGUACAGGAACAAAAAGCUCAGGAAUGCUGGCAACAUCUUUGUGGUGAGCCUGUCUAUUGCUGACCUGGUGGUGGCGCUGUACCCUUAUCCACUGGUGCUCACUGCCAUUUUCAACAAUGACUGGACUAUGGGAGACUUCCACUGCCAGGCCAGUGGUUUUAUCAUGGGGCUCAGUGUUAUUGGAUCUAUCUUCAACAUUACAGCCAUUGCCAUCAACCGCUACUGUUACAUCUGCCACAGCCUGCUCUAUGAUCGCCUCUAUAGCCUGAGGAACACCUGUUUUUACUUGGGUCUCACCUGGCUCCUCACAUGCAUCGCCACGGUGCCAAAUUUCUUUGUGGGUUCACUUCAGUAUGAUCCACGCAUCUACUCUUGCACCUUUGCCCAAACUGUAAGCUCUUACUACACCAUAUCUGUUGUCAUUAUUCACUUUCUAAUCCCACUACUGGUGGUGUCUUAUUGCUACAUGCGAAUAUGGGUGCUAGUGAUCAAAGUCAAACACAGGGUGAAACCAGAACAAAGGACAAAACCAAAACCAAGCGAUAUUAAGAAUUUCUUGACAAUGUUCAUGGUUUUUGUAUUAUUUGCAGUUUGCUGGGCACCACUCAACCUCAUAGGCCUAGCAGUAGCUAUAAAUCCGAGUAAAGUUGUGCCCAACAUACCUGAAUGGUUGUUUGUCACGAGUUACUUUAUGGCGUACUUCAACAGCUGCCUCAACGCUAUCAUAUAUGGUCUGCUGAACCAAAACUUCAGGAAAGAGUACAAGACAAUCGUCCUUGCUUUAUGCAUGCCGCGUUUACUGCUUGUAGAGACGUCCAGAUGUGCCACAGAAGGUCUAAAGAGCAAACCUUCUCCAGCUGUAACAAACAACAAUAUAGCAGAAAUAAAUGUAUGAAGUUGUGUGUAACUGAGUAUAAAGUUACUGAUCAAAAAAAGUGUGUAAUGAAAUUAUUGUGUGCCUUUAAAGACAUGACUUGCAAAAAAUAUUAAUCUUUUUUAUGGGUGAUAUUGCUUAUGCCUUUGGGAGGAACAAAAUAACUGAAAACUCUGCAUUUUACUGCUUGAAAUUGGUCUAUUUUUUUUUUAUCAAAGAUCACAAGCCUUCUUAAUGUUUUGAUUUAGAGGAGCCUUGAACUCAAUAAACUUCUGAAAAAUGUGAA
Molecule: messenger RNA, 1858 nt
Organism: Boleophthalmus pectinirostris (great blue-spotted mudskipper)
Lineage: Eukaryota; Metazoa; Chordata; Actinopteri; Gobiiformes; Gobiidae
Gene: mtnr1c
Product: melatonin receptor 1C
Exons: 2
Coding region: 514-1593 (359 amino acids)
Biological process (GO): G protein-coupled receptor signaling pathway
Cellular component (GO): membrane
Molecular function (GO): melatonin receptor activity
Source: RefSeq, a predicted model, not a curated record